AUGCGAAGAAGAGGACAAUCGACUACACCCACUCCUGCUCAAAUAGUGUAUACUAUCCCGUCUAGCUCACCGGAGAUCGAAACGAUCGACCAGAAUGAGGAUGAGGACAAUUGGGGCGAUGAAGCUGUACUUUCAUGGGAUGGAGCUCAGGGUGGCGAUGGUCAUGAAGAACGAGAUAAUGAGGAUGAUCAAGCUAUAUCUGUAUCUUCUGUGGCACCGUCCGAAGCUGGACUCGAUGAGGAAGAGGAAGAUGAGGAAGAGUGGGGGAGGGAUGCCUAUUUGGAAUGGGCCUGGGAUGGGGACGAUGUCAAUGAAGAGGACGAGGCAGAAGGUCUGUCUGCCACUAGCGAUGAUGAACCUAUGCCAGACCCAGAUGCAGAAAAUGCAGACGAAAAUGAGGGGGUCGGAGAAGUAAAGACUACGGCUCAGUUGAUACAGCGAGGUAUGCCAGAUUACUGCACAUGGGAAUUGAAGAAACUUCAAAAACUGGUGACUGGAUAUGGAUUUCGAACGAGUAAUGAUCAUCAGGCAUUAGAGAAGAUAGCUAUGGAAUGUUGGAAAGCCAUCAACCCGACUUUACUUCACCCUACCGCACAUGACGAACCGAAAUCGAAAACGAGCUCGACAUCUAGAAAAUCUGGUGAGAAGGAUCCGACUGAUGUGGCUAGUAGACAAAAAGAAAGAGAAAGAGAAUCAAGUAUCAGUUCAGCUGAUGUACCUCUCGCUCAAGUGAAAUCAAAGAAAGGUAAAUCGAAAUCAACCGCUAUCAAUGUGAAAGAUAGUCAAGAAGAAACCCUUACAACAUCGACGCGACGUCAAGACAAAACGAAAGCAAAGGCCAAAGAGAAAGAUCAAGAGAGGGAGGAGCCAAAAGGGAAAGGUAAAGUGACGUAUGAAGAUUUGAGUAAGAUGUUUUAUAGGUUGAUUAUGGACGAUCAAGAAUUGUAUUUGAGAAUAUUAAGAUACGAGCCAAUAAGCUUUGACGAGCUGAUAAGUAAAUCAAUAGCUUCUGGUAUAGAUAAGGAGAAAAGAGGUUGGAAAAAGGAUUUGAAAAGAUACCUCGAUUUGCAGAGCAUCUCAUUUUUCACUGAAGAUCCAACUGGUCAACGAAGAAGACAUUGA
Molecule: messenger RNA, 1122 nt
Organism: Kwoniella mangroviensis CBS 8507
Lineage: Eukaryota; Fungi; Basidiomycota; Tremellomycetes; Tremellales; Cryptococcaceae
Exons: 4
Coding region: 1-1122 (373 amino acids)
Biological process (GO): DNA replication; resolution of meiotic recombination intermediates; DNA repair
Cellular component (GO): Slx1-Slx4 complex; nucleus
Source: RefSeq, a predicted model, not a curated record